UUAAAAAUUCAAAAUUAAGUCAAAAAAACAUUUUUGGGAAAAUAUUAAAUAUUUUCAUGCUUCAAAUUACAGUGGCAACACUUUAUAUACUCAUGAAUUGACGCCACUUUAAAAUCGUGAAUGUCGCUUGUCGUGCCGUCGCAGCCAAAAUGUGCAAGGCUUAAAUGUUGAAUGCCUUAAAAACACAAAGCAAAGCAGCACAAAUAUACAUAUGUACAUUUGCUAUUAUGUGAAAUGAGGAAAUCCCGUUGGAAAAUACGUUGCGCAGCAUAGAGACUCAAAUUGUUGACACUUAAACUACGGUUCAUACCUAAUCCUUAGCAAGUACCAUUUAACUUAAUGGUGGGAUUUCCCCACCAAGUAUACAUUUCGCCACAUGGCCACUAUAUAUUAAGCCGAAAGGCAUAGUUUUUUAUUCAGUAACUGCCGUAAUUGCAAGAGUGAAAGCAAAAAAUUUUCAAGCCGCAGCAUUUUAAAAUUAAAACCGCAAAUGUACAAAAUAUCCAUGGCGAAUAAAUAUUUAAUUACGCUAAUCAUGCUCGCAUUCACGUUACUUAUUCAGCCAAUUGUUGGCAGACCACAACCCACAUCAGAAGCAAAUGCUACAUACGAUGCACUCAGUACAUUGGAUAGCAUAUUCAAAGUCGGUCCCGGCAUGAUGGUAUUCCAUACCGAUAAUGAGAUCAUACAGGAGGAAAAUAAUGAUGACAGUGAAUUUAUUUGCGCUGAACGUCUAGCGGGCCAAUCGUACUGCACUGAAGUACCGAAUUAUUUGGAAACCACACAACUGGAUAAAAUUGAUCCAGCGCAAUUCGAGCAAUUCAGCUCGUUCUUCAAAGACGAUUUCUUAGCACCAGUCGAUUUGGCGAAUCGCAUGAACGAAGAAGGUGAAGAGAAUCUAUGCAAUAGUAAAUCGCGUAUUAUUUAUCCCAAAAGCGUUGAAACAAAAGAGGCUAGAUGGGUGCUGGUCGUGCAGCAUGCGCAGCACAAACAGGGUGUUCUGGUUGAGCAGUGCGAAAAUGAAGGACGUACUUGUAAAUAUGAACAUUUCUUGCCAAUGGGCAUCAGCUCCAAGUGUAAGCAGCAUUAUUCCUAUCGUACGUUGAUUGUGCUGACGAAUGGUGUGUUCAGGGAGCGCAUGGUGAAAUUGCCAAAUUAUUGUGAAUGCGUUUUGAGAUAUAAUUUUGGCAGGAAUAUGUAAACAUUGUUAUUUAAAGUUGAGAGUUAUUUUUGGAAAUAAAUUUUUUAUGAGAUAAUAAAAA
Ceratitis capitata (Mediterranean fruit fly) is the source of this 1262-nucleotide messenger RNA. RefSeq names its product protein spaetzle-like. Gene Ontology annotation, cellular component: extracellular region. The transcript has a single exon. The coding region runs from base 491 to 1201 and encodes 236 amino acids. Gene Ontology annotation, molecular function: growth factor activity; Toll binding. The record is from RefSeq and is a predicted model, not a curated record. Gene Ontology annotation, biological process: central nervous system formation; regulation of Toll signaling pathway; innate immune response. NCBI's taxonomy places the organism in Eukaryota, Metazoa, Arthropoda, Insecta, Diptera, Tephritidae.